Danio aesculapii is the source of this 5230-nucleotide messenger RNA. Its product is annotated as NACHT, LRR and PYD domains-containing protein 12. The coding region runs from base 138 to 4094 and encodes 1318 amino acids. The record is from RefSeq and is a predicted model, not a curated record. NCBI's taxonomy places the organism in Eukaryota, Metazoa, Chordata, Actinopteri, Cypriniformes, Danionidae. Gene Ontology annotation, molecular function: protein binding. The transcript is spliced from 11 exons.
GAGGAAAUUAUAUACAGUCAUGACUUUUAAUUUGAAAUAUAAGUUCAUAGUAACUUGUCUCGUGGUGGACUGCGCUGUGUAGCUGUUAGUUAGUGCCUAACGUUAACGUCUUUUCACGUAACUUAGUUGGAGUUAUAAUGGAGGAAAAAAAAUCCUUUCCGUCAAAGCCAAGUGUCUUUCUGGAGAGAGAGGAGAAGGGCAGUACAGUAUGUAAUAUGAGUUUUAAUGAUGAGAAAAAGGAAGAGAGUGGGAUUUAUCAUUUGUCCGAGAAAGCAGCAUCUCCAGUGCCUAGUUACGUGUCUUUAAAGAGUGACAGAUCCAUGGCUGAACCUCCUAAAUUCAGCGAUGAAGCAGAACAUUUUCCACCCAGUCUUUCAGAGAAAGUAGAGGUCUGUGCUGUUCACCAUCGGAGACCAUCAUCUCCACUAUCAGGUUAUGUGUCUUUAAAGAGUGACAGGUCUAUGGCUGAACCUCCUAAAUUCAGUGAUGCAUUAGAAGAAUUUAAAUAUGGCCACAGGGUGGUUCAAGAUCAGUCUGAGAGCCCACAGCUAUGGUCCAGUUCUGCUGGAGAUCAGCUGAACAUUUUCCAAUCAGUAGAUGAAAUCCUUCAUCGUAUCAGAGAGCAUCACAAAACCAGCAUGAAGCAGAAGUAUGAGAGCUUAUGCGAAGGAUUCAGCAAACAAGAGAACAAAACCCUCCUGAAUAAGAUUUACACAAAGCUUUAUAUAAUAGAGGGAGAGAGAGAAGGGGUGAAUGAAGAACAUGAGGUUGUGCAAAUUGAAAAAGCCAAGACUGAACGCUUACAAGGCACUCCAAUUAACUGCAAUGACAUUUUUCAGCCAGUACAUGAUCCAUGUUAUGGAAGAAACGAUGAGAAAGACAACGUAAAGACUGUUCUCACCAAAGGAAUUGCUGGAAUUGGAAAAACCAUCUCUGUGCAGAAGUUCAUUCUGGAUUGGGCUGAGGGAAAAGCAAAUCAGGAUGUCGAUUUUCUCUUUGUUCUUCCAUUUCGGGAACUUAACUUAGUUAAAGAUGACCAAUACAGUCUUCACAAACUUCUGCUUGACUUCCAUCCUGAACUUCUGGAGAUAGACACAAGGAUAUACGAUUUGUGUAGAGUCUUGUUUGUGUUUGAUGGUCUGGAUGAAAGUAGAAUUACACUGACAUUUUCGCACUGUGAGAACAUUUCUAAUGUGUCCACAAGCUCAUCGGUGAGCAUGUUGCUGUCAAAUCUCAUCAAGGGGGAGUUGUUGCCCUCUGCUCUCAUCUGGAUCACAUCCAGACCAGCAGCAGCCAGCCAUAUCCCCUCACAUUACAUCAGCCGUGUGACAGAAGUUCAAGGAUUCAGUGACCCUCAGAAGGAGGAAUAUUUCAGGAAAAGGAUCAGCAACCAGGAUCAAGCCAGCAGAAUCAUCUCACACAUCAGAGCAGCAAGAAGCCUUUACAUUAUGUGCCAUAUACCAGUCUUCUGCUGUAUCACAGCCACUGUGCUUCAGAACAUCCUGGAACAAGAUCCCAGUGCAGAAAUUCCUAAAACGUUAACAGAGAUGUAUAUAUAUUUUCUGAUCAUUCAGACAGAUGUGAAGAGGCAGAAGUUUGACCAGAAUGUCGAGGGAAAUGGGAAAGAUCUAAAAUUGCUGCUGGAGGCAAGCAGAGAUUUGAUAUUGAAACUCGCUGAACUGGCUUUCAAAGGUCUGAUGAAUGGUCAUGUCCUGUUUUAUGAUGAGGACCUGAAAGCGUGUGGCAUAGAUGUGAAUGAGGCCUCAGUGCAUUCUGGGUUUUGCACUGAGUUCUUUGACGAGGAAUCUGUGAUCAAGUCAAGAAAGGUCUACUGCUUUGUUCAUUUGAGCUUUCAAGAGUUUUUUGCAGCACUUUUUGUGUUUUCUAGCUAUCUGAACAAGAGCAGUGAUGUUCUGAAGAUGUUCCAGAAGAAGAAAGGGAGAAGGAAAAUCAAACCGCAGUCUGACGAGGUUUCACUGGAUGUGUUUCUGAAUGGUGUGGUGGAUGAAGCACUGAAGAGUGAUAAUGGACAUCUGGAUCUUUUCCUUAGAUUUCUUCAUGGCGUCUCGUUGGAGUCAAAUCAGAGACUUCUCCAAGGUCUGCUCACACACAUGGAGGAUGACCCUGAAAGCAUGACAAAAGCGAUGAAAAACCUCAAACAGAGUCAGAAGCAGAAUGUUAGAUCAGAAAGGUGGAUUAACCUGUCACACUGCCUGAUUGAAAUGAAGGACACUUCUGUUUCUGAGGAUAUUCAGGCUUACCUUAAAAAUGAAGGAAAAAGAAAAAUAUAUCUGUCGUCCGCCCACUGUUCAGCUUUGGCUAACAUGCUUCUGAUGGCAGAGGAUGUGCUGGAAGAGCUAGACCUCAAGAAAUACAACACAACAUCCAUGCAGGCUCUGAGGAGACUGAUACCAGCUGUGAGGAACUGCAGAAAAGCAAUAUUGGUAGGCUGUAAUCUCACUGAACAAUCAUGUGAAACUGUGGCAUCAGCUCUGCAGCCAGCCAACUCCCCGGUGAGAGAGCUGGACAUGAGUAACAAUGACCUGCAGGACUCGGGUGUAAAACUCAUUUCUGUUGGACUCAAGAGUUCACACUGUAAACUGGAGAUACUGAGAUUGAAAUACUGUAAACUCACCAUGCAGUGUUGUGAAACCAUGGCUUCAGCUCUGCUGUCAGCAAAUUCAUGCCUGAGAGAGCUGGACCUCAGUAACAAUGAGCUGCAGGAUUCAGGAGUAGAGUGGCUCGCUGCUGGACUAAAAAGCCCACACUGUAAACUGGAGAUAUUAAGUUUGUCUGGCUGUAAACUCACUUGUCAGUCCUGUGAAAUGCUGGCCUCAGUUUUACAGUCAGAGGGCUCCCGACUCAGACAGUUGAGUCUUAAUAAUAAUGACCUGCAGGAUUCAGGACUGGAGUUGCUCUCCGCUGGACUGAAAAUCGCUAAACUGGAAAAACUAAGGUUGGCCACCUGUAAUCUCACUGGUCAGUCCUGUAAAACGAUGGCCUCAAGUCUUCAGUCAGAAACCUGUCUCCUGAAGGAGCUGGAUCUGAGUAACAAUGACCUGCAGGAUUCAGGAGUAGAGAUGCUGUCAGCUGGACUGAAGAGCCCACACUGUAAACUGGAGAUACUGAGAUUGUCCAUUUGUAAUCUCUCCGAUCAGUCCUGUGCAACAGUGGCUUCAGUUUUACAGUCAGCAAAUAGUUUGAGAGAGCUGAACUUGAGCAAAAAUGACCUGCAGGAUUCAGGAGUGAAGAUGCUGUCAGAUGGACUGAUGAGUUCAUUAUGUGACCUGGAGAUACUGAGAAUGUCUGGCUGUUUUAUCACAGAGGACGGCUGUUCAGUUCUGGCUUUAGCCCUGAAUUCAAACCCUUCACAUCUGAGAGAGCUGGACCUCAGCUGCAAUCAUCCAGGAGAUUUAGGUGUUCAGCUGCUCACGGCUAGACUGAAUGAUCAAACCUGCAAAUUGGAGAUACUCAAUUUGGAACAUGAGGGCAAGUUUAGAAUCAUUGCUGGAUUACGAAAAUAUGCUUGUGACCUCACCCUGGACCCAGACACAGCACACACACAUCUGUCUCUGUCUGACGGAAACAGAACGGUGACGCAGGUAGCAGAAGAACAAUCCUAUCCAGAUCAUCCUGACAGGUUUGAGUGCUGUCCUCAGGUUCUGUGUGCUGAGAGUCUGUGUGGACGCUGCUCAUGGGAGGUUGAGUGGAGCGGGAAGAGCGGAGUCUACAUUUCAGCCUCAUAUAAAGGCAUCAGGAGGAAAGGACAGAGCGAUGACGGUGAGUUUGGAUCCAAUGACAAAUCCUGGAGACUCGUCUGCUCUGAUAACAGCUUUUCAGCCUGGCACAAUAAUGAGAGGACUAAAAUGCGUCCGCCUUCAUCCUCAUCUCGCUCUAAACGGGUCGGGGUGUAUUUGGACUGGCCAGCUGGCACUUUGUCCUUCUACAGCAUCUCUGACAAAAAUAAACUCACACACUUGCACACAUUUUCCUCCACAUUCUCAGAGCCUCUGUACGCAGGGUUUGGCCUUUAUUCAGGAUCCUCAGUGUCUCUGUGUCCUAUAGAAACACAAAAAACUGUGCCAAUGACAUAAAUACAUUUUAAGAUAGCAAGCACUAGGUUUACUUUGUCAUUUUUACUGUGUAAAAUAACUCUAGUAAUAAUAAAAAUAAAUGAAAUGAUAUUUCAACGGACAGACUGUUUUUGUUAAAGAGAUAGAGUUUCUGUCACCAUUUACUCAUCAUUCGUCUCAAACGGAUGGGAUUGAAAUGUAUUUUAAAAUCAAAUACCAAAUACCUCAAUUUUACGUGUAUCAAAAUAAACUACAAAAUACAGCAGCCACAACGAUUAUCAAAAUAAAAUACUCUAUUUUGUAUGUUGAAAAUACUGCAAAAUACUUCUGUAAGGGAGCGUGGCGUGCCAUUUUUUUUUUGCAAACCUUCUAUCAAUAGGCCUAUUGGAUCAAUCCCUUCACUAAUAAACUGACUUAGUGAAGUAAACAAUAGCCCCUUUCACACAGUGAUACCGGUAAAUAUCUGGAAAAUUUACGGAAGGACUUUACCGGUAAAUUUAAAAAAGCGCUGUUCACACGGGCGAGGACGUUACGGAAUUUUUCCGGAAAAGACCAUUCACACAUCCAUUCCAAAAUACCGGUAAAUUCUGACAUCAACCAGAAAUGGCCUCUAAACGGCUGGGCCAGUAUUUCUAAACAUUUGACUACAUUAAAAACUCUGUGGAUGGAUCAGUAUAGUGAACAACUUCGAUGAGAACAUAUAGAGCAACACUUUUGCACGUUGAGAUGUAGAUGAGAUCAGUGUGUGCUGGCGCUUACCGGCUGCUUCACGGGCACACGCGACUCGUCAAGCAACUGAAGGAAGCAGAGCUUAAAGGUAAACAAACAACGGCUAAUCAUAAGCAUCUUAUCGAUAAUUAUUUAAACUGUUGGCAUUAAGAUGAACAUAUAAACGUUAUCUGACUAACUUCUAGCAGUUAAAUGUGUCUGGGAAAAUAUUCAAAGGCUUUUAUUUCCAUAAACCGCGCGGACAUGAAUGUGUCUUGAGUGUUCUGAUUGGCUAAAUCAGACGUCAGCACAUUCUAGACGUGCACACACUCUUUCCGGCAAUCUUCCUUGUGUGUUCACACAGCGCAGAAUUCCAGCAAAUUACCGGUAAUCUUACAACUCUUUCCGGAAAAUAGCCAGAACGAAUUUACCGGUGUUUCCAAAAAGGG